AGCGCUUGCACCGAUAUUACUAGCAGCGUCACUCACACAAUCACCAACACCAAUAGUACACAGGGUACAACUGCAGCUGCAUCAACAAAGCCGAGCCACAAUCUUUCAAGAAAGUAGAAACCCAAAGAACAAAUGUCGAUAACACAACAAGAGUCGGACCGAAGCGAUUCGUCGCCUGAUGUCAACAGAAACCAAGACGCCGAUCUUACGGAAACGGACUGUGUGCGCUACGGCAAGUGCAAAUGGUUUAAUGUGGCAAAAGGUUGGGGCUUUAUAACGCCGCAUGACGGAGGCCAGGAGGUGUUUGUCCAUCAGAGUGUCAUACAAAUGUCCGGCUUCCGAUCACUGGCCGAGCAAGAGGAGGUGGAAUUCGAAUGCAAGCUAACCGAGCGAGGGCUGGAGGCGACUCGUGUCAGCGGCAGCAAGGGACUGGAUUGUACUGGCAGUACCUUUCGGCCGCGCACAAAAAAGCGACGACGCGUACGCUGCUAUAAUUGCGGCAAAUUCGCCAACCACAUUGCGUCUAUGUGCCCGCAGGAACCGCAACCAAAACGCUGUCAUAUAUGCAAAUCCGAAUCCCAUUUCUUUGCCGAUUGCCCAACGCGGCUGGGACUCUCAACUGAAUCGGAAGAAACUCAACACAACGAUAAUGAGCAAAGUGAUGCUGCAGCCACGUGA
Messenger RNA from Rhagoletis pomonella (apple maggot), 678 nucleotides. RefSeq names its product protein lin-28 homolog. The coding region runs from base 133 to 678 and encodes 181 amino acids. The transcript is spliced from 4 exons. Lineage: Eukaryota; Metazoa; Arthropoda; Insecta; Diptera; Tephritidae. The record is from RefSeq and is a predicted model, not a curated record. Gene Ontology annotation, molecular function: nucleic acid binding; zinc ion binding.